AUGGUUGUUGACAUUUCACAGAUGGAAAGAUACGAAGCUCCAGUAUGUUUAUUGUGUGGUUUCACGUUUUCUACUGUAACUUUGCGGUAUUUUUGUUCAAAAAGCAGCUGGACAUUUUAGAAUCGUUGUCGUUUUUUGAAUAUCUUUAUGAUUAAGAUAAUAUGUUUAUAGUACUCUAAAUAAUAUAGUAAGUUAAAGCUAUAUUUGUCUUUUUCUUUGUAGGUAGCUUUAUUUUCCUGUUACAGGUCAGUCCAGCGCUGUACCCUCAACUCUCGGUAAUUCUUCUUGGAAUUGGCCUUCUGCUGACUUCAUUCAUCAUUAUUGGAGCCUUUACUACAAGCAAAAACCGCAAUUUCUUGAAACAAAUUGUGAACGCUUUCUUCGCCGCUGCUUUCCUAGGAUUCGGCUCGGUAUUUCUACUCUUGUGGGUUGGUAUCUACAUCUGA
Messenger RNA from Bursaphelenchus okinawaensis, 446 nucleotides. NCBI's taxonomy places the organism in Eukaryota, Metazoa, Nematoda, Chromadorea, Rhabditida, Aphelenchoididae. The record is from the annotation of a GenBank genome assembly.